GAGAGAGAGAGAGAAAGGCCGGCGCGCGCCUUAUGGACGUCGCCUGCUGAAUUGGAUGCGCCCAUUGCGAGAAGAGGCCCCUGGGCUCCGCGGCUCCGUUGGGGCGACCAGCCCGGGGAGCGCUUUCUUCUUCGCCGACGACGCCGGGUGCAACCUUGAGGGAAAGCGAAGAAACAACUCCACAUCUCCUGUCCCCUUUAUGGGUUCUUUGGAAGAAAGGAAAAACUGAAAACAUCUAAAGACACCAAAACCGGCACAGGAGCUUCCAGGCCUGCCUCUCCCUUUCAGGGCAAGGCACAAAGCCAUGGAAAGGGGUUUGGAAAAUUCUGGAAGAGUCCCACGCAUUGUCCAGGUGAUGUAUUUUAAAGGGUUGACAAGGCAGCCGAACCAACAGCCAGAAGUGGGCUUACCCCAGCAGCAGUGGGAAACCCAGUGGCAGGAAUUUCUGAACACGCUGCAACCUGCCCACACGAGCUGGGGAAACUUCCCGUUAACUGAUAUGGCGCCCUGGGAUGACGCGCAGGCGUUUCUGAAGGCCUUCGAACAAGUGGCCGAAGCUUGCCAGUGGCCCCGCGAAGAAUGGGUGCGCCAGCUGCUGCCAGCCUUGCGGGGAGGGAUGGAGCAAUCCUUCUGCAGACUGGAUGCCCGGGACAGGACCGACUACGUGAAGGUGAAGGCCGCCAUCCUGCGAGCGGAUGCUUUCCGCAUGGAAAUGAAGCGCCAGCACUUCCGGCAGUGCUGCUACCAGGAGCUGGAAGGACCCCGCAGGGUGUACGGCCAACUCCAGGAUCUUUGCCGCCAGUGGUUGAAACCUGAGAGCCACACCAAGGAGCAGAUCCUAGAGAUGAUCAUCCAGGAACAGCUUCUGGGGAUGCUGCCCGCUGAAGCCCAGAACUGGGUGCGGGAAUGCGGGCCGAAGGACUGCGUUGAGAUGGUGGCGUUGGCAGAAGAAUUCCUGAUGAGUCAUCGUCACACACCCAGGACCUGGCAGGUUCCUUUGCCAGAGUCCUCAGUUAGUUCCCUGGAGCCUGAGGGGAGGCAGAGGCUGCACUACCCCCCUGGAGCCAGUGAAGUGACACCCACAAGGAACUCGACUGUAGCCCCCCCAUCAUCAGCUGGACUGGAAAUGGCUGCGACUGGAACCACUGAGGAACCUGCACGUGUGAAGGAGGAGUUAGGUCUCGAUGAGAAGCCCAUACACUGGGAAGUCAUGCGUGGGAGUGGCAGCAGCUCCAUUGCUGUGGAGGGACUCCUGGUUCCUACACCCGAAGUCAACCCCCAGACUGAUCAACCACAAGCCACCUUCCAGGAAAGGCCUGAACCCGGGGCCCAAAUUCCUGAUGCCCUAUUUGGUGGAAGAAUCAUAGGGGAGAUCAAAAUAGAGACUUUCCAGCAGGCCGUUUCAGAGACAGAAGAUGACUUUGAUGCCCUGCAAGAAGAGGAAUCCUGGGGCACCACUUCCUUGAAUCCGGAGUCUUCCCCGCUUGAUCCCGAGAAACCACGGGGCGCAAAGCAGCAGGAAGAGGGGCAGAAGAAGAAAUGCCCCCGGCGUCGGAGAAAAACUGUUAAGAAAAAAAACAAAUAUUACCCACCAGAGAAAAAGCACGCCUGUCCUGAAUGUGGACACAAAACUUACUAUUACUCGGAUCUGCUAAGACAUAUGAAACGCCACGAAGCAAAAGAGCUGUUCAAGUGUCUUGAAUGUGGGAAAACAUACCGAGGCCGGGCGUAUUUUGAGAAUCACCAGAAGAUUCACCUUCCACCGGAUGAUCCCAACAAACGCGUGAGAAGAGCCGGGACGAGAAAAUCUGGCUGCCAAAUGAAAGGGGAAUACACCUGCUUUAAAUGCGGUGUCGUUAAAAGUAGCCCGUCAGGACUUGCUGAACACGUGAAAGUCCACAGCGAUGAGAGAGCUUACCAAUGUCCCGAGUGUGGCAAGUUGUUCAAGUGGCAAUCCAACUUGUCUCGGCACCGAAGACUCCACACCUUCAAGAGGUUUUCCUCACGACAGUUAAUGCGCAGAGGUGCCAAUGAAUCUAAUCAGGGCCAAAGCAAUUCUACGCAGGAGCAAAAUUCCCCGCUGGAAUUGCUGGGAGAGCUUUCCACCGUGUCGCUGAUUGCUGUCAGCGAUGCUAACCCCGUUUCCAAGCCGCGCCCGAGGAAGUCCCGAGAAGUGGAGCUCUCUCAAAUGUAUGGGCUGAAAACCAUAAAGGUGAUGCUGAAGAAACUUCGGAGCCCUCAGAAAGGGGAAUCCAAGGGCCCCGAUGAUUGCGAUCGUAGAGCUACUGAGCUUUCCAAAACCAUUAGAUGCAAUACAGGGCAGAGGUCCUACGAUUGCUCUGAUUGUGGGGCAGCCUUCAGCAGGCCAUCUCAUCUCUAUCCGCAUGAGAAAGGCACUGCGUGUCGUAAAACGAGGCCCAUUCCCGAUUCCAAUUUUGCAGAGGAGGAGAUGACCUGUCGAGGAGAGGAAGCGUCGAGAAGUACGUGUCCUCUGCAGCAAGACAUCAAAUUGGAAGAGGAAGAUGGAGCAUAUCCACCUAGCGAUGAUCAGCUUUCUCCGGCGACCUCUCAGGAGGAAGAACAAACUGCGAACGAGGCCUCCGAACAGCGGAACACGAAAAUGCACGGCUGCACAAAAUGCGGCUACCAAGCGGAAAAAUUAUCAGACAUUCUGAAGCACUUCAGGGUCCAUAACAAGGAAAAACCUUACAGAUACUUGGACUGCGGGAAUUCCUUUGGAUGGUCCUCAAACCUCACGAAACAGCAACAAACCCCUGUAGCCAGUCAGCAAACGCCGGUGCCCAACGUUGUUGUUGCCGAAUGCGACGUGACGCUUAGUGAUGAUGAGGAGUUGAUUAACUACUUAGGGAAGAAGCCUCCGCGGCAAGAAGCGGGCUUGCAGAACGGUCCAAAGAGAUCAUCCAAACGCUCUCCGGGUUCUACAGCUUCCAGGUUGAAGGCCUCGCUCCCGUUACGUUCCAAGGAAUGGAACGGAAAAGGCAAACCCGCCAGUCACGUUAACGAGGGGAAAAAAAACCGGUAUGACGGUAUGGAGAAGAAACACGAGUGUCUGGAUUGCGGGCAUCGAACCUAUUACCUGUCCGAUCUCGUGCGGCACAAAAGGGUUCACCCCAAAGGGAAGCCUUACAAGUGCCCAGAUUGCGAGAAAAUCUUCGUCCAGCCUUCCUUCCUCAAAGUACACCUGAAAACACACAAGACGCGAGGGAAACACAUGAAAAGGCUAAAAGCCUCCCAAGGAGAGAGGAAAUACACCUGCUCCAAAUGCGGACACAAAACCUAUAAAUUAUCCACUCACCUCUUGCAUGUGAGAGCCCACGUGGGGGAAAGCGAGAAGUCUUACUUAUGUGACGAGUGUGGGAAAUGUUUCAAGAGGAGCUCGAACCUUUCCAGGCACAAGCAAAUCCACUUGUUCAACAAAGGCAUUAAAGCCAACGACGGCAUUAAGAUCAGAAGACCCUCCUACACCAUGGAUAAAGAGAUAAACAGAGGUUAUGAGGCACCAAAGAAAAGCACUCAAGUCCAUCUAAAGAAAAUAGGAGGUCCAUCGGCAGCCUCAACCGCAUCGAACAUGGCGGCGCUGCGUAAACAUUGGCGCAAUUACAAGCGGCAGCAGCGGGAAAAGGCGGCAGCCAAGAAACGGAAGGCAGACGAGAAGCUGAAAAUGGAAGAGAGCGCGAAGGAGAACAUCGGAGUGAAGGAGGAAACGAAGGAGGAAACAAAGGAGGAAACAAAGGAGGAAACAAACGAGGAGACAAAGGAGGAGACAAAGGAGGAAACGAAGAAGGAAACGGAGGAGAAACGUACUCCAGAAUUAUCCCUCCGGGCCCGGCUGGAAAGAUUUGCCUAUUCCAAAAACAGAGGAAAAGAGAACAGCCAGGAAGAACGGGCACCAGAUCCAAAAGUCUCAGCAGAGGAGCAACAUCAGGAAUGUACUGUGUGUGGGAAGAACUUCACCUACGAUGGUCAGCUUACCGAUCACCAGAACCUGCACACCGAAGCGAAACCUCACAGAUGCAACGAAUGUCGGAAAUGAUUUCUGAAGAUUUGAUUUAACGCACGUGCUUGCACAGUGAACAUCGCUCGUGAAAGAAGACAGACAGCACUUCACAACCACAUGGGACCUCUCUCCCGACGGACCCCUCCCUUCGGGCAACCCAGAAGGCCGACUUGUCAAUCUUCCUGCGAGCACGGUCUGAUCCGCAGAGAUGAGCAACCUUCGAACAAGUAGAUGCCGCUGCUUGAUUUCUGCAGAUUAAGCACCCAGCAACAAUAACCUGUGGGGGGCGCCAGCUGCUGACUCUACUGUCUUCUUACAAAUCCUCUUCCUCCCCCUCCCCCCCCCCAAAAAAAAAACUAGUCUUGGGUGUUGACGUCCUUUUGAGCAUUUGGAAACUUCAGAGAUGUUCUCUGGAGACAUUGUAGGGUGGGAAGUCCGUUCUCAGCUAUCAGCCAAUAAUAGCAGAACAGUAUUUGAGAUACUGCAUCCAUUCCCCCCCCCCCCCCCCCCGGUUUUCGUCCCCUUCUGUGUUGCAUAACCCUCUCAUUCUGCACUCCUUCGUGGGAAGGGAGUUCACAUAGUCCCUCAAGAAGUCUGAUUUUCUGAGCCUCACAACCGAAUUCAAAACUCGCUCUGACUUCCAACCGUUGCUUCGAGAAAAGGCUUAGAAGGAGAGUCGUUUUUCAAGGGUUUGGGCAGAGGCAAAGAGUUAUCUGACGAGCAGUGAAUUGCAAUAGUGGUUUUUUAAAAAAAGGCAAAAUAGGUGUGUUUCUUUUAAAGAAUUCAAUUUGCGUCCCCGUAGACUCUUCAUGUUUUGUAUCUUAGGUUCCCCCGUUAAAAGUGAUUCCACACGGUUCCAUGUCAAGUAUGGCUGGGAAGGCUAUUUAAAAUAUACAUUGUUAAAUAUUUUAGGUUUGCUUCUCCCCCCCCCCCCCCCGUUUAAUCAAAAUUAAGGAAAAGAGUGGAGUCCAAAAAAGUAAGGAACUGGAAGUGAAGGAGUUGUGUUGUUAUUGUCCACAAAGAAUGGCGAAAGGGACACUGUACCUUAACUAUUGAGCCAAAACUCAAGCUUUCAGAUUGGUUUUCUCCAUCCUGACAUUUUUGGAUCACUUGAAGCCUAGUUAAGAUGACGAAGGGCUUGUCCUGAGGUGUGUUACCAAGUGGGCAUGCCUCACUCUUUUAAAAAAAACGAACACCUCUUGGUAAAUAUACUCCAAAUAAAAUCUUUCCACAGGUUUCACCUAGUAUGGAGUCGAGUGGGACAUUGGAGGAUUAUGGAUAUAGGACUAUUGUCAGCUCUACUUCAGCAAAGGCCUUCGGCCCUUUCUCUUUCGAUGUACCACAGCCUCGCCUGAGGAGAAAGAGGACUUCCAACUUCCUUCCUUCAGCUUUAUUUUAAUCUGCAACCGGUUUUGUUUCUGCCAAGGGUGGCGGCCAUUUUCGGCAGGGUGCAAAACGCUCUUCACAAAUGCCGAAAGCUUUGUGACUUCUCCCAAGUAACUAAAAACCUGAAGAGCAAGCAAAGCAGCCAGGUUGGUGCCUGCUGGCUCAGCUCACAGCCUGGACAUCGUCACCAAGUCCUACAAGAAACAGUCCCAAAGAGCUGAUUGGGUUUGAGUUGACAACGGAAAAGAGUUGAAGGAAUCCAGAGGAGGAAUGGCAGAGAACUAGUUUGGGGCAAAAUAUUAGGGAAAACAGCUUUUUUAAACAAAAUACUUUGGGGCAGUGAAAUAGACUUUUUUAAAAGUGCAGCUUCUUGCUGGGAAGGUUUUGGCUGCGAUCCAUCCGUCAACCAUCUUAGAGGAGCGAAAAGGCACACGAUGAAGUAGGAUGGGGAUUUAAGAAGGACAGCCACUAAAAGUCCUGCCUGCUCGUCCUGAACUCAAGUUUUCCAACUCCACACACUUUUUCCUCUCUUAGGUCUCCCCGACGUCUUUUUUUUCUCCCCCCCCUCCUCCAAUUUUCUUAAAACCCAUCUUCACCGUAAUACAAGAAUCAAGAGCCUUCCUCAUUUUUUAAAAAAAACUUUGUUUGGUUUCUAGUGGGUUUAAU
Messenger RNA from Thamnophis elegans (Western terrestrial garter snake), 6070 nucleotides. Its product is annotated as zinc finger protein with KRAB and SCAN domains 5-like. Gene Ontology annotation, molecular function: DNA-binding transcription factor activity, RNA polymerase II-specific; RNA polymerase II cis-regulatory region sequence-specific DNA binding. Bases 305 to 4054 code for a protein of 1249 amino acids. NCBI's taxonomy places the organism in Eukaryota, Metazoa, Chordata, Lepidosauria, Squamata, Natricidae. Gene Ontology annotation, biological process: regulation of transcription by RNA polymerase II. The record is from RefSeq and is a predicted model, not a curated record. The transcript is spliced from 12 exons.